AUGGAUGCUCUGUGUUUCAAGGCAGGGAUCCACGGCGUGCUGGGAGCCGCCGCCGCCGGAAACGGGGAGGUCCGAUUGAGCGACAGGCCGUCGGUUACGGCGGCGCCGCCGCAGAGGAAUUCGCCGUGGGGGUUCACUUUCCGUCACCCGCUCAGAUCCCUGUGGCCGGGGGGCAAAAUUCGGUACGAGCCGGCAAUCGCGGUGGACGACGCCGUUUUGGUGGAGGAGAAGGAGGUUGUGAGAGAGGGCGACGAUGAGUUAGGGCGGGGCGGGAGCUGGGUGUCGAAGAUUCUGCACGUGAGGUCUCUCUGGAAGGAGGAAGGGAGGGUUGGUACCUGCGUGGAGGAAAUGGGGGCAAAAUUGGAAGAGGGGAUUGAAAAUGGCGGUGGAGAGGACGAUGAAGGAUGUGAUCUGUGCACGGUUGAUUAUGAGGAUGAUGGUGAUGAUGACGAAAGGGUUGAAUUCGAUCGAGAAUCGUUCUCGAAGCUUCUGCAUAAGGUGCCGUUGGGUGAAGCCAGAUUAUAUGCCCAAAUGUCUUAUUUGGGAAGCUUAGCUUAUUCCAUCCCCCAAAUCAAGCCGAGGAACCUGCUAAGGUAUCAUAGAUUAAAUUUCGUGACUUCAUCCUUGGAGAAAAGAGAACAAGCAUUAAAUGAGAAGGCACCAGCCGAAGAGGGACAAAGAGAAAUCAAGCCAGAAGCACAAGCAGAAGCCGAAGAUCAAGAUGCCAAAAGUAGCCAAACGGAGCCUAACGGAUACCGAAUAAGUACAUCAGCUGCCUAUCAAAUUGCUGCUUCGGCUGCUUCCUAUUUACAUUCUCACACAAAAAGUAUCCUUCGCUUUAAAUCCUCCGACUCGACCUCAGAUGAAAAUCUACCUGAAAAAGUCAACGCGGAUAUAUUAGGCUGUGUUGACAUGAUGAAUCAAGAUGUGGCCUCAUUAAUGGCCACUACAGACUCAGUGACUGCAGUUGUUGCCGCUAAAGAGGAAGUGAAGCAGGCCGUUGCGGAUGAUCUGAACUCGACUCUUUCUUCGCCUUGUGAGUGGUUCAUCUGUGAUGAUAAUCAGAGUGCCACGAGAUUCUUUGUCAUACAGGGAUCUGAGUCGCUAGCUUCAUGGCAGGCCAAUCUUUUGUUUGAGCCCAUUCAGUUUGAGGGGCUGGAUGUUCUGGUGCACAGAGGUAUAUACGAGGCGGCAAAAGGGAUAUACGAGCAGAUGCUGCCUGAAAUCCACGCACACCUUAAGUCCCACGGCCCUCGAGCCGCAUUGCGUUUUACGGGGCACUCCCUUGGCGGGAGUUUAUCGUUGCUCGUAAAUCUCAUGCUUCUCAUAAGAGGCGAAGCUCCACGUUCGUCUUUGCUCCCCGUGAUAACUUUCGGUGCACCCUCGAUUAUGUGUGGUGGGGAUCGCCUGCUGCACAAGUUGGGGUUGCCUCGCAAUCACAUCCAAUCGCUUACGAUGCACAGGGACAUUGUUCCCCGAGCUUUCUCCUGCCAAUACCCAAACCAUGUGGCCAAGUUUCUCAAAGCUGUUAAUGGGAACUUCCGCAGUCUCCCAUGUCUUAAUAAACAGGCCAAAGGUUCGGGGGGCAACUCCGGCAAAGUGAACGGCGAGAAAGAUGGGAUCUUGAAAAUCGCCGAGGAUGAGAAGUUUUGCCCUAAAUUGAUUGAUGCGUGUAAAGAAGGAGAAGGGAUUGAAGAUAAGAGGACCAUCGGGCCAAAAACUGGGAAUUAA
Striga hermonthica is the source of this 1731-nucleotide messenger RNA. Lineage: Eukaryota; Viridiplantae; Streptophyta; Magnoliopsida; Lamiales; Orobanchaceae. The record is from the annotation of a GenBank genome assembly.